AAACAAUAAAAGUAGAACUAGAAAAAUAAUAACUGUAACAAAAAAUAAGUUUUUCAAUAAAAAGGGACUUUCAACAAAAAAAAAAAGGAAACCAAGGAUGCAUUCUUCAUGAAGGAUGAGUUGCGGACAUGUGGAUGUCUGACGUGCUAGACAAUGCUGCAUGCUGGGCAUGCGCUGAGCUAUAGGCGGAUGAAGGAUGGUGCGUUGGAGAGAGUCUUAUAAAAUUCCAUUGAGAUGUUUUUGUUGUCAUAUUCAUCUAUAUAUUACUAUGUAGAUACUUAGAUUAUUCGUGUUUAGUUAUUUAGAUGAAUGGACUAUGUUAUUGGAUCAAAUUACAAUCGGGCAAUGGGCUAGAAAUUAAAAUGGGCUAAAUAUCUUAAACGAGCUGAAAUCUUAUUUAACAAUUUAUUAACCCAAUAAAUUUUUGAGUUUGGAGCGGAAUGGACUGGAAUGUUAUCAGUCUAAAAAGCAACUUGAACUCGGGUCGGUAAGAAAUUGGUCUUACUUGAAAUCAGUUGUUGUAGUCUGAUCCAAUUCAGUUUUCAAGCAUAACCCGAUAUUUGUAUCAUUCGGAUUUAAUAUAUUUUCAACCCAAUGACGCAGAAAGAGUCAACGUUCUCUUGCUCAUCCACACACUCUGAGCUUGGGUGAACUCUUCCCCCCUAAAUCCUCAUGGAGUGAGUGUGAGAAAGUUGGAGGCCGGACGUUUGAAUGGCUACGUUUGCUCAUUCAACGCCUUCCCUCGAUUCAACGUCAUUACCGCUUACCGGAGAAGGGGUUUUCAGUAGCUGGAUUGGUGUUCUUCACAGCUUUUGGCAGCGGGCUGAUUGAAGAUCACAUUAGCUUCUCUUCUGGUCAUUUUAUCAAACAGCUGGUGCUCUUACAGAAAAGUACUAAGAAGCCAGCAUGGAUGUCGAUGCUGAACCUACAAUGGAUGAAACUAUCCUGGUGGGUGAUGACCUAAUGAUGGGCCUACCAUCACCAACGAUUCCACCGGAGAUAGCGUCUCAUGUUCUUGAAGGUGUUGAUACAUGUGAGAAACUCUUAAGGAAUCUUUUCCUAUGCUUACAAGUCAAUGAUAUUGAACCAUUUUGCCAGGAUGAGAUUGUCAUGUAUCAACAAUGUGCAGAGAAACGGGAUAAGGUGCUCAGACAACGGCUUCAAGAUAGUGAGCUUAAAUUAGGUUUGUCAAUGCCUCUAGAGAAAGCAAAAGAACGAGCAACCCAUCUAGAAUCAGAAGUUACAUCACUAGAGAGGCGCUUAAUAUUGGCAAGUGGUGUUGAGGGCAUGGAAGGAUUUCGACAGAGGUGGAGUCUCCAUGGCCGUCUUACAGAUACCAAAAAAAGGCUGGAGUCUCUGAAGCAGGGCAUGGAUAGUAGAAGGAAGGGCAAUGAGGCAACUGGAAGUACCUCCUCCAUAAAAAAGAAAUGGUUCUUCUGGUGAAAGCCGGUUUUUUUCUCUGCCCGAUGCACAAUCGCCAUUAACAGUAGAAGAAAAUUACAAAGCCCAAUGAUGGCAAAUGAAAUGGGCGUCGGCAAAAUUCUUCUGGUGUUGACCAUGGUAAUUUAUCACCUUUCCAAUUCUUUGAAAACAGCAGCAGCAAAUCAUAUACAGUAGUUGGUAUAGUUGUAUGCCGAGUUUUGUCGAAUGGCUCAUUAUAUUUCAUUUCUGUUUUACCAUUCUUGUGGCUACCAAAAAAUGUCCUUUUUUACCAACAGUAAAUUAGGAAAAUGUUUAAAUGACAAGUUGGAGUGGCCAAGUUUUCACACACUUCACACAUGGGAGGUCUUGUG
Molecule: messenger RNA, 1793 nt
Organism: Cuscuta campestris
Lineage: Eukaryota; Viridiplantae; Streptophyta; Magnoliopsida; Solanales; Convolvulaceae
Source: the annotation of a GenBank genome assembly